CUGCAAUCAAAUUGUGAUUACAGAAUCUCUAUAUGCAUCCUCAUCCUCCACUGAGAUCAAUGCCAGCGCCACCUUUGUUUGCCCAAUUUGAUGAAGACAGCCAAUCUGAUACAUAACAUCUGAUAAAGUACUAUUUGAAAUGGUAGGAAAAGCACUUCAGAGCUGACUUGUAAAAUAUAUGAUGGUAAAAGAAAAGCAAAGAAAACUUUGAUGGUAAUGGCAUUGCAAAAAUAUAACGCUGCCAAGCCUUGAUUGUUGAGGAAGCAAGCAUGUACAGAGCACUUACUAGGCCAUGCCAUAAUGACUGCACAUAUCCACUAGGCCUAUGCCCUCCCAUGCUUUAUUGCUCAAAUGGGUAAAAAGAAAAUUGAUUAAUGUCUCAGAGAAUUGGCAUUGAAACCAUGGUGACUGAUGUAAGGGGUAUUCAAGGCCAUUAAACCAUGGAUUUAGGCACAAGUUAAACAAACUAGGAUCACCUGAAAGUUGAGCCUUUUCUUUGUUUGUUUCCUGGUUUAGAUUAAAUGAAACAAGAGAAAAGGAAAUUCUGAAUUAAUGAAGAAUGACUGCUCAUAUUAGCUAGCUCCUCUACCUUGAUCAGAGUAGAGAACUCAAUCAAUAAAGUGACCACUUCCAAGCACAAAAGGAAAACCAGGCACUGACCUGGCCAGAAAAGUGCUUGCUUUGAUGAAUACCAAGCGCAGGCAAUUAUUACUUAUCCCACAUAAAUCUUCUUCAGAAAACCAAUCUCACAGAAGGUACACAAUUUCUUGCUUCUCACCAUUCUAUAAAUGACCUCUUUUAGCACUUAUCUUGAUAGCUCAAAAAAUUGCAGCACUAUGGCUUCUGUCUUUUUCUUGUAUUUCAUCCUUUUCUCUACAUUCUUUAGCAGUCUUAAUUGCAAAUUCUCUGAGCAAUUCCCUUUGGCCAUGUCAACAAAACGAAUGGAGAAAAUGACUCGCCUGCACUUCUACUUCCAUGACAUUCCAAGUGGAAGUAACCCAACAGCCGUCCUGAUUGCUGGACCAUCGAGUAAGAUGGCCAAUAGAUUUGGCAGCACUUUCAUAAUGGAUGACCCCUUGACAGAAGGACCAGAAGCUACUUCAAAGCUUGUGGGAAGGGCACAGGGUCUGUAUAGUUUGGCUUCACAACAUGAUAUGGGGUUGCUGGUGGUUAUGAAUUUUGCAUUUGUGGAGGGUAUGUAUAAUGGCAGUACAGUAAGCAUUCUUGGUCGUGAUCCUGUUUUCAACAUAGUGAAGGAAAUGCCAAUAGUUGGAGGCAGCGGAGUUUUCCGAUAUGCUCGAGGCUAUGCUUUGGCAAGGACAGUCUCUGCUGAUCAGAAAACAGGAAAUGUUGUUGUUGAAUACAAUAUUUCUGUUGUGCACUAUUGAAUGUUUUUGUACAAUGUGUGGUGCUUGGUUUGUUCCUCUCAUUUGUCUCUUUUAUUCAGCUCUUCGGUGAAAAGUGAAAGCGUUUUGUUUUUUGCAGAGUUGAGAAUGGUAGUAUAUAAUAAGUUUUUCUGAGGCUGCUGUGUUUCAGUUUCUCUUUGACAAUAAAUGAUAGUCAUAGAAAAUUAUUUCAUCUGGCUUUUAUCAGAUAUAAACCUCUAAUUCAUCAGGAGAGACAACUUGCAA
Messenger RNA from Manihot esculenta (cassava), 1631 nucleotides. Its product is annotated as dirigent protein 22. The transcript has a single exon. NCBI's taxonomy places the organism in Eukaryota, Viridiplantae, Streptophyta, Magnoliopsida, Malpighiales, Euphorbiaceae. The record is from RefSeq and is a predicted model, not a curated record. The coding region runs from base 789 to 1388 and encodes 199 amino acids.